This is a messenger RNA of Dermochelys coriacea (leatherback sea turtle), 2949 nucleotides long. RefSeq names its product zinc finger protein 184-like. Gene Ontology annotation, cellular component: nucleus. Gene Ontology annotation, biological process: regulation of transcription by RNA polymerase II. The coding region runs from base 14 to 1867 and encodes 617 amino acids. NCBI's taxonomy places the organism in Eukaryota, Metazoa, Chordata, Testudines, Dermochelyidae. Gene Ontology annotation, molecular function: RNA polymerase II cis-regulatory region sequence-specific DNA binding; DNA-binding transcription activator activity, RNA polymerase II-specific. The record is from RefSeq and is a predicted model, not a curated record. The transcript is spliced from 3 exons.
CUACAGGGACGUCAUGCAGGAGAACUAUGAGACGGUGACCUCGCUGGGAUUCCCCAUUCCCAAACCUGACCUGAUCGCCCGGCUGGAACGAGGGGAAGAGCCGUGGGUCCCGGAUCUCCGGGACUCCAAGGAAAGGGAGAACCCGACAGGCAGCCGCACAGCAGGUGAUAGGACAGUGAGUGAGAACAAGGAGGAGAAUCAGCAGCAGGAAGGUCCUGAGAAAAUGGAACUGCAGAAGACAUUUUUGAGAAGAGCUGAAGGGAAUUUUUCCCAGGGCUGGGAACAGGGAAAUGCCUGGGGAGAUCAACACAGAUCAGAGAUGCAGCUGGGAAACUAUCCUGGGAAGAAACUGGAUGAAUCCACUCAAUGUGGCGGAGGAUGCAAGGAUGCCAAGGAAGCCACAGUCCAGCAGACAAGUCACAAUGAAGAGAAAUUCUACAAAUGCCUUGACUGUGGGAAAAGAUUCCAUUUCACUGCAACCCUUCUUACACAUUGGAGAACCCAGACAGGAGAGAAGUCCUAUAAAUGCUUAGACUGUAGGAAAAGCUUCAAUAAGAAGUCCUGUCGUAUUAUACACCAGAGAAUGCACACAGGAGAGAGACCCUAUAGAUGUCUUGAGUGUGGAAAAUGUUUUAGAAAAAGUUCAUUCCUCAUUAAUCAUGGGCAAAUCCACAUGGGAGAAAGACCCUAUAAAUGUGUUGAGUGUGGGAAAAGUUUCCACCACAAAUCAACCUUUAAUACACAUCAGAAAACCCACAAGGGAAAGAAAGCCCAUAAAUGCUUGGACUGUGGGAAAACUUUCAGUCAGUGCUCAAGACUUAUUGAACAUAGCAGAAUCCACACAGGAGAGAGGCCAUAUAAAUGUCUUGAAUGUGGGAAAAGUUUUAUGGCAAGUUCAUCCCUUACUAUACAUGGGAGAAUCCACACUGGAGAAAGACCCUUUAAAUGUCUUGAGUGUGGGAAAAGUUUUAUGACAAGUUCAUCCUUUACUAAACAUGGGAGAAUCCACACAGGAGAAAGGCCUUAUAAAUGCCUUGAGUGUGGAAAAAGUUUUGUACAAAAUACAUCCCUUACUAUACAUGGGAGAAUCCACACUGGAGAAAAACCCUAUAAAUGCCUUGAGUGUGGGAAAAGUUUCAUUCAGAGAUCAAAUCUUACUACACAUCAGAAAACCCACACAGGAGAGAAAGCCCAUAAAUGCUUGGACUGUGGGAAAACUUUCAGUCAGCGUUCAAGACUUAUUAAUCAUAGGAAAAUCCACACAAGAGAAAGACCAUAUAAAUGUUUGGAUUGUGGGAAAAGUUUUGGUCAGAGCUCAUACCUUCUUGAACAUAGUAGAAUCCACACAGGAGAGAGACCAUAUAAAUGUCUUGAGUGUGGGAAAAGUUUUGUACAAAAUUCAUCCCUUACUAUGCAUGGGAGAAUCCACACUGGAGAAAGACCCUAUAAAUGCCUUGAGUGUGGGAAAAGUUUUCUGCUGAAUUCAUCCCUUACUAUACAUGGGAGAAUCCACACUGGAGAAAGACCCUAUAAAUGCCUUGAAUGUGGGAAAAGUUUUAUGGCAAGUUCAUCUCUUACUAAACAUGAGAGAAUCCACACAGGAGAAAGACCUUAUAAAUGCCUUGAGUGUGGGAAAAGUUUCCACCACAAAACAACCUUUAAUACACAUCAGAAAACCCACACGGGAGAGAAACCCCAUAAAUGCUUGGACUGUGGGAAAACUUUCAGUCGGCGCUCACACCUUACUCGACAUGGGAGAAUCCACACGAGGGAGAGACCUUAUAAAUGCCUUGAGUGUGGGAAAAGCUUCAGUAAGAGCUUGGAGCUCACCAAACAUCAGAAAAUCCACAAGGGUAAGAGACCCUAGAAAUAGCCUGACUGCUGGAAAAGAUUCAAUUUGACUUCAGUGACUAACACAACAGAGAGACCUUGAACGUGGGAAAGCUUCAUUUGGUGCUCCUGGAGUAUCAGGCAUCUGCAAAUCUGCACAGGGAAGAGACCUCUGAGAUGUUCUCAGUGUGGAAAAUGCUCCAAGUGGAGCUAACACCAUAUUGGACAUCAGAGACUCCCCCACAGAGCGCGGAAAUUCUCUCAGGGUCCUGAGUAAGCCACAGUAACAAACCCAUUUCCUAAUUCCCACACACAUCAGGGGCUUUUGGCUCUUGCUGGGGUGAGGAUCCAGCAGCAGCUGAGCAUCAGGUGGUCAGUGACCCUCUGGCUCUGCCUGGUCUAAGCAAACCCCAGGCAGAGGAGAAGCCCCCAUCAGCCCCUCCUCCCUGCUGCAGCUCUGGCUGCUGAGCUGAUGGGCCAGAGGUGGAGGAAGGGAGAGAGAGAAACUCCUACGGAUGCUCCCUCUGCCUGGCUGAAGUUCCCCCCUCUUCCUUCCCCUCCCAGCCGGGAUCCCCCUUCCAUGGAGAUGAGGAGAAGGACACUUGGGCCAGGCCCCACCUUCACUCUAGACCCCUGUUUAGCUUUUACAUCCCUAUCAGCUACCACAUCUCCCCAUGUGUCUAGUGUAACAGUUCCUGUUUCUAUUGAAAUGUUGUAAUUUGAGUUCAGUGCUGUCUCUAACCUCCUUCACUUUCCUUUGAUCCACCAGUGGGUCUUCCUUUAGCCAAGUACUUUGUCUCUCUGUCCAGCACCCUAGUGCUUUAUUCCAUGUCCCAUUUGUCUACAGAACUUGUUUCCCAAAUAUUCACUGAAGGCCAGAAGUUUCAAGGCACCUAGAUACUUUGUAAUAUGCCACUAGUGGCCUAAAUCCUUUUAAAAAUCUGACCCUAAGGGCCUUAGAGUGUCUCAUAUACAGGGCUUCUCAAAAGGAACUUUUUGUGGUAUUUUUUUUACUAAGCAUAGAUAUGCAACCCCAAGACAGAUUGACAACCCCAAGAAUUCAAACCCCAUGAGUUAUGCACCCAACAGUCUAGAAUUUAAAUAAAGAAAUGAAUACAU